Amoebophrya sp. A120 is the source of this 6049-nucleotide messenger RNA. The record is from the annotation of a GenBank genome assembly. NCBI's taxonomy places the organism in Eukaryota, Dinophyceae, Syndiniales, Amoebophryaceae.
AGCGACCUGGUGUCUAGUUACGAUAGUUUGGAUUGAGCUUCAUCCCUGCUGUCUUUUUCUUUCGUGAUCAUGACCCCGUGCAUCUUUAUCGCAGCGGAUUUUUACGCGCUUCAAAUUAAACACCUGCUUCUUCGCCUAUCUUUCUCGCUACAGCUAAGAGCGUCUUGACGUUAAGUGCCUUUUCCUUUCACUUUUCGAUACUGGCUUCAUCGCAAAAUAAAUCAUGGUUCUGGGUCGGUUCGCAGCUGCCUUUAGCCGCAGCGGCAGACAAGCCGUGACGAAGGCAGCGACGACGAUAGUGAGCAAUAACGCAGCGAGUUCUACCACGAAGCCGCGGUCGUUUCAUCUCGGUAACAUUUUUUCCCGUAAUAAACCAGCGACAAGUUCCACUGGCACGUCAGGAGCUGCCACUGAGCUCCAGCCACAAUCCGGCGGUUUCAUUUCUAGACGAUUACGCGGCAACAGCCCAGCAGCGACUAGCGCUUCAAUUAGCAACGCAAAGCGGGCAGGCGGAUAUCUCGGGAACAUUUUUGCGUCCUCAAAAGGUUCCGCCGGCAAUGGAGCAUCAAACUCAGCCGGCUCCUCAGCCACGACAAGUGGCAGCGCAACUACGAGUAGAUCCAGGCUGAAUCGAAGACAUCAGCGAAACGGUGCCACAAGUGGCGGUGGAGGUUCAAAUCAGCCCCCGACGCAGAUCGUUCGCGUCGAAGCCGGCAACUCGGGGCCGAAGCACACACUGAUUUACCGAAUCGUCCGCGAUUCCGCGAUCAUCGGUUUGGUGAUUCUGGCGAUCAUUAAACUGGUAAACGCGUACAGCGAGGCGAAGGCUUACUUGAGAAAGGAGAAGAAGCGACGGGAAAAAAUGCGAAAAUUGUUCUUGAAUGAGAACAAAUUAGGGAACCGGGCGGAAAACCCAAUCGACGUCAAUUUCUUCCAACGACGGGCGAACGUCGUGGCGUAUUGCUGGCUCCCAGACUCGCUGCUCGGAGGUGGUAGUCAAAACGCGCAAUUGGAUGGGGGUGGAAGCGGGGGCAAUCUGGCACUGGUCGCCGGCGGCGCCAAUCCAAUUCCGACGUUCAGCCUUCCAUCUGCGGUGUCGCUACAGCCCCUGGAAGACAGACCGGCGGCUCUGGGCGGCGCAGCGUCCUCGGGAGGUUCGACAGCUGGUGGAUCCUCCUCGUCGUCGAGCAGCGGUUCGAGUAGCAAUCAAAACAACUCCAUUGCAGCGAAGUCAACGAGUGGCGAGCAGAAAAGCUCUUCUUUCUUCCCGAAAAGCAUCACCAGCGCCUUCUACUCCAUUACUGGGACGAAGAAAAGUUCCGACUCAGAUUCUGAAUCUGAAGCUUCUGAUGAGGAGGAUGCGAGCUCGUCUACCACUGCGUCAAGUACGCCGAAUAACAACGCUGCGGCUGCGUCCACAUCAAGUAGUACUGCCUCGGCCACAUCUUCUGCAUCAGAUGUGAGUGGCAACGACAGCACACUCCAGCCGAUAGAUUUACUGGAGCUUUUUCAGGGCAAGGAGAACAUGGGCGCGGUGGAUUUGUCACUCCAUGUGGAGAACCAAUUCGUUGACCCGAAUGGAGGAGCUGUGGCGCAAAAUAGUAGCCAAAACAAGUCCAGCGAGGUGCAGCUCGUCCUCUGCUCCGGUUCGCACCACUCGCGCUUUCUUAGCCCGGACGGAACACAUGUCUUGUCCUUGGCGGAGCACCCGGCCAGUAGUGCCGACGAGGCAGCAGGAGCGGAAAGUAAGAACGGCAGCUCUAGUAGUAGCAGCAACGAGUGUAUCUGCGACGUCUGCUACCAUACUGUGCCGGUGGGGAAGACAACCCUUCGUUGCAGACACAGUGACUUCGACGUUUGUGAAAGCUGUGCGAAAAAAACCGCGACCAACGGCUACGAGAAGGUCUACGCGACCUUGGCAGGAAUAAAGCUGCAGACUUUCAAGAAUUUGGGGAAGAAGAAAAAACCUAGUACAGAGCAGGAGAACGCUGCGGGUGCUGGUGCUGUUUCCGCAGCAACGAACCAAGCAGAGACAUCGACAACCUCGAAAGAGGACGCCCAAGACCAAGCGCUCGAGUACUUCAGCAUGCCCAAGGAGGUAGCGAAACAAGCACAAGAGCUGAAGCAGCAGGUCGCGCAACAGGAAGAAAAGGAGAACCUCAAAAAGGCCUCAGCAUCUUCCUCUUCCACGCAACAAAGUACAACUCCAAACCCCGACGACAACACCCCAGAUAACGACGAGGACCCCAACAAGAACAAGCAGCACCCGGUCAUCGAGGAGCUGACCAACAGAGUGCAAAAUCUGAAGGAAAAAGUCGCGAAUUUCUUCGCGCUCCUCGGCGACUCGAACAGCUGGAAUUCCGCGUUACUGAACACUCUCGACCUCGGGUCGGACGACGCUAGUUCCUUCUUCGACACAGCAAGCGAUUCUUUCUCGAACUUAUCCUGUGCAAAAGUAUUGUACUCGUAUAGAUGCAUUACAAAUUUCCUCAGCGUGACCGUGAGAAAUAAAAUUUGUGAUGCUGAUUUACCUUAAGGAAAAGAUUUGUAAUGCAUGACUGCCUGACGAAGACGAGUGCGAUACUUUUGCAGUUCAUAAACCUUCGACGACGACGAUGACGACCCAGCCUCCAGCUUCAACCGCGCACUGUUUAUCCUGUGCAAAAGUAUCGUACUCGUAUUGCAAGUCUUGCAUUACAAAUCUUUUUGUUAACUCAAAUCCGCAUUACAAAUUUUAUCUCUCAUGCUGGGGAAGUUUGUCAUGCAUUUAUACGAGUACGAUACUUUUUCAGUUCAUACUGUUUGAGGAGCAACAGUCCCGGUCUUUGUCCAUGCCGAAGCAGUUCAAGGUGCAGCGGAACGUGAAAACGAAGUUCAAGGACGUGAUUGGGCAGGAAAUCGCGUUGGAAAAAAUGAAGGAGUUCGUCGACAUUCUUCAGCACCCAGACAAGUACGCGCAAAUCGGAUCCAAAGUCCCAAAAGGGGGGUUGUUACUUGGCCCACCGGGGUGCGGGAAAACUCUCCUAGCCUCCGCGGUCGCCGGGGAAUGUGGCCUGCCGUUCAUCUCGGCGCAAGCGAGCGAGUUCGUGCAGGUCUACGUCGGGAUGGGCGCGAAGAACAUCCAGUCUCUAUUCGCUCUUGCGCGGAAGGAGGCGGAGCAGUCGGGGGGCUGCAUUCUGUUCAUCGACGAGAUCGACUCGAUCGGUCGGGACAGGUCCAAAUCGCUGACGAACGGGGAUGGGGAGACGGGAAACACGUUAAACCAGUUGCUUACAGAAAUGGACGGGUUUCACAGCAAGGGCGAGAACAUCGUGGUUUUAGCCGCUACGAAUCGCGCAAACACGCUGGAUUCCGCACUGAUGCGGCCGGGCAGACUGGACCGGAAGAUCCCGCUGCAAACGCCGAAUGUGUCAGAGCGGGAGGAGCUGUUCGCGUUUUAUUUGAAAAAGUUCGCCUGGCGGGGGGCGGAUUUGAGGGAAGCGCUGGAAACGUCUCUGGACGAGAUGACUGGUGCGACGAAGAAGGUCGCUGUGUCAGCAGCAGGAGGCACAGGAGAACUACAGGAAACAACAUCUUCAGCCGUUGUCGACCAAACGCCAGCAAAAUCUGCGGUCUUGGACAAAGCAAGCGAUGAAAUGAAGAACUUGCUUAGCAACUACGCGACACAACUCGCCGGUGAGUACCCGGAUCUGGCGGAACAGGCGAGGGGAACAAGUGGAACCACACUAGCGCGUACGUCGGGAGAAAACAACAUCGCAACAGCAACGGCACCAUCUUCGUCCCCGCAAGGUCCAAUCAGCACCACUAAAAACGGAAAGCCAAUCGCCGUCGGCCAGCAGGUCUCUCUCGCUCUCCCGAACAUGCGCCAGUCCUUUUUCAAGCACAAUCUGCAAGACUUGGUGGGUGUCGUCGUCGGAAAGAAAACGGAGUUGCAGGUGGUCAAAUUGAACGAACAGGAGAUGUCGGCGUAUACGCAGUAUGUGAAGAAAAGCGGAGCGGAAAAUCAGAAUCACGCAGCGCCGGUGGGGGAAGUGCACCCUGUUUUGGAGGCAAAGGAAGUUGAUGCAGCAGUAACCGGUGUCUCAGCUUCUGCAACUGCAAGUGCAAACAGUGCACCGGCGGCGCCCACGACUAAACCUGCAGUUUCAAGUGGCAGCAUGAUCUCUGAGAAGGACGAACUACACAAGCAAGAGCCUCAAACGCUUGCAGUGGCAUCACCAUCAGCAGCCGCUCCUUCUGCCAAUGUCAAAACUUCUCCACCUCCCCCCACCUUCACAGUGAUGAACACCACGACAAAAACAGCGGGCGAUGGCAGCACGACCGGCACGACCACGGUUGUAAAUUCGUCAUUAGUGACGGACAGCCUCGCGAACGUCCCCUUGAAUUUGAAGCUCCAGGACCGACUGAUUGUCCAAAUCGGCUCCAAAUACUACAUCGCCGACGCGUCCGACGUGGCGCCGAUUGAGGAAAACAUGGUGAAAAAGGUGGCGCAGAAGGCCGCGCGAUUGACCACUGGCUUCACCGGUGCGACGAUCAGCUCGGUGUGCAACGAGGCAGGGAUUUUGAGCGUCCGGGAAUCCUUGGUCAAGAAGGAAGAUUUUUCAGGAGCUGCUACUUCAGGCAAAAAUAAAAAUGGAGCUGCUACGACCGAUCAAGAAAAAUCAGUGGGCGCAACAGUAACAAGUGCAAGGGCGGGGACCUCCACUAGUUCUUCUUCGUCAACAUCCCGAUACCAGGGUGUUGAACAAAAUACGAAGAGCCUAAACAAACGCAAAGCCGACUCGACACUCAGCGGAGAUACGAUUCUCCCGCCUUCUGGGACGGAGCAGAUUCAAACCGCAACUUCUGCAGUAGAUCAUGCUCUAUCAGCAACAGAAACUGCAGCAUCUUCACCACCGAAAAACAUCAAGCAGCCCCGAUGCAACAACCGGAAGCGCCUACCGACGAUCACGGAGCAGAAACUGAGAAAAGCCAUGGACAUGGUGGCCGUGGGGAACGGGAAAAGGAAUUACCGCAUCACGGAGAAGGAAAAAGAAGCCACCGCCUUCCACGAAGCGGGCCACACCGCGAUGAGUUUCUACUUGGAAAAGUCCCCCGAUCCGGUAAAAGUCACGGUUUUGCCAACCGAUACCGGGGCGCUCGGGCACAUGAUGCCAGGGGAGCCAAAGUCAGAGGUACAGAAUUUUUUUCGGACUUGUUGGUACAGACAAGAUCUUGAUCGCAGCUUUAUUUUUUGAAUCAAGUGGAUGCAAAAGUGCGCAAAAUCCUGUUGUAUAAUGAAGCCGUUUUUACGUCAUGCACCAAAUAGAAAUAGCUGCAUAUAACGAAGAUGAUCUAAUCAAUAUCAACCACAGACCUCCUCUUCCAAGGCCGAGCUGGAAGCGCAGAUUUGCGUCGCUCUGGGCGGUCGCGUCGCCGAGGAACUCUUCACAGACGAAAUUGGGACGGGUGCCAGCUCGGAUCUGGAGAGAGUCACUUCCAUUGCGCAGGACUACGUCUAUUCCUAUGGGUUCGGCGAGCACUUGCUGACUUUCCACAACAGCCAGCAGAACACCUGGUCGGAACAGACGAAGCAACAAUUAGAGCAAGAAGUGAAGGACUUGGUCAAGACCUGUUACGGGAGGACGAAAGAUAUGCUGAAAAAACACGAUUUUGAAAUCCGAAGCUUGGUCAAGGAGCUGAUUGAAGCGGAAACUUUAUAUUCGGAAGACAUUCGAAGGAUUCUGGCGGUGAAAAAGUGAGAAAGGGAUGGUCCUCGAUAACUUUAUUCACCGCACAAGCUUCUUGUAAUCCGACUGCUUAGUGUUAGUAGUCGUACGUAGCGAAACCCCAUCUUUUCGUUCCCGACCACUCAAUGUCAAUUGUAAUUUCAUCUCUGAAGGAACAACCCUGACUGUACUCCCAACAGCGAACUCCAACUCGCAAAAACCACUUGUUCCCUUACCGUUUGCAGUUUUCUAUUUCCACCUACCCCCAGUCCCGCCCGAUAAAAACGACAGAAGGAAGCGACAUGAAAGAAUGGAUGAGGAAGGGCUUCCAGUUCUGAAAU